Messenger RNA from Populus euphratica (Euphrates poplar), 2162 nucleotides. RefSeq lists its product as uncharacterized. Bases 590 to 1873 code for a protein of 427 amino acids. NCBI's taxonomy places the organism in Eukaryota, Viridiplantae, Streptophyta, Magnoliopsida, Malpighiales, Salicaceae. The record is from RefSeq and is a predicted model, not a curated record. Gene Ontology annotation, molecular function: lipid binding. The transcript is spliced from 6 exons.
CAUGACAACAGAACAAGAGAGAAGACAACUGUUGAACAGAGAUAAGACACCAAUUUUCUAUCUCUGUUUCUGUGUUUAGGAUAGAAGAAGUUUAUCCACUUGUUGCCAUUUAUCUCGCAACAUUUGCCAUUUAUCAACCUGUCCCAAAAAAGGGCAAAACGGAAGUGACAUUUUGUAACUAAUGGUAUUAUUACAACAACACAGUUUGCGUGGUACCAGAUGGAAAAAAAAAGGAGAGUAAAUAUUGGGCCUACAGUAAUCUAAAUAACAUCUCUUUCAGCAGCUUAUCUUUGAGUCCUUAUCCCUUUCAAACAACAACAAGAGAGUUUUUAAUUUGUCGUUUCAAUUCUCUGACAGUUCCUCUACAAACCCCAUAUCUUCUUUUGUCAUCUUUUUUUUCUUAAGGGUUGUGGAGGUUGUUUUGCAUUGGUUUUUGAGGGGAGAGGGGGAGGAUUUUUUUUGAAAACCCUUGAAUAAUCCUUUGCUUUAAAGGUUUAUUCUUUUGGAUUAAAUCGAGGGUUUUUCUUGUUUGUUCUUGAUUUUCAAGGGAUUAAUUUAUCUGGGUUGUUUUUGGUUUUAUUGGUUAAAGAUGGCUUUAGGGUCAGUUUUAUUGGAGAUUCUGCAUAGACCUACAACUGGUCAAGUGUUGAGUGAGCUUUUUAUUUUUGCGAUUCCUUUGUGGGUUGCUGUUGCUAUUGGGGUGCUUGUUGGGUGGGUAUGGAAGCCUAAAUGGGCUAGCAAUUUGAGUAGAGAAAUGUUGUUGGAUGCUAAACAAGGAGGGGAAUUUUCAGCAACAUCAUUGAGUACCAUGAUUCCUAGUUUGAAUAUUUUGAAGUUUCAGUUGCCAAGUUGUGUUUUUCGGGCUGCUGAUGAUGGUGGGAUUCAAACGGACUCUUUCUCUGUGCGACGUACCCUCAAUUCUAAAUGCAGUUCAUCAAAAAUGGAAAAGGAAAAAACAAAUCUAGUGAUGGAAGAUGAUUUGGAGCAUUUGUGCAAGCUUGUUGAAGUGAAAGAUGGAGGUCCUGCUUGGAUUCAAAUGAUGGAUCGUUCUACACCGACUAUGAACUAUCAAGCUUGGCGUAGAGAUCCCGAGACUGGCCCUCCACAAUAUCGUUCCAGAACUGUUUUUGAGGAUGCAACUCCUGAAAUGGUGAGGGACUUCUUUUGGGAUGAUGAAUUUCGAGCCAAGUGGGAUGACAUGCUUGUACAUGCUGAAACUUUGGAAGAGUGCCCUACCAGAGGAACCAUGGUGGUCCAGUGGGUGCGCAAGUUUCCCUUCUUUUGUAGUGACAGAGAAUACAUCAUAGGCCGUCGAAUCUGGGAGUCAGGUCGAUUGUACUACUGUGUUACAAAGGGAGUUCCUUGCUCCUCUGUGCCAAGGCGUAACAAACCAAGGCGUGUUGAUCUGUACUAUUCAAGCUGGUGCAUUCGUGCAGUUGAAUCAAAGAGAGGGGAUGGUGAGCUAUCUGCCUGUGAGGUGAUGCUGUUCCACCAUGAGGACAUGGGUAUUCCUUGGGAAAUUGCAAAGCUUGGAGUUCGGCAAGGUAUGUGGGGAGCUGUAAAGAAGUUGGAGCCUGGUUUGCGUGCCUAUCAGAAACAUAGAGCAUCUGCCGCACCACUUUCACGAAGUGCUUUCAUGGCUCAGAUCAACACCAAAGUGAGUGCAGACUACCUGAGAUCUUUGGAGACCAGCAUUAGUGAUUCAUCAGAGAUUGAAAUUCGAGAAACAUCUGAGAAACCUGUUGGGCAUAAUGUGCCUAAGUUUUUAGUCAUUGGUGGGGCUGUUGCUCUUGCUUGUACUCUUGAGCGGGGGCUCUUAACUAAGGCUCUUAUAUUUGGAGUGGCUAGAAAGUUUGCAAGUAGGAGGUCAUGAUACCGGAUUUUUUUUUCUACCUUCAUUCUGAAGGCACUGGACGAAGUUGACUGCUCAUGCAGUGAAGUGAGAAAUAGUCCAUUGUUGAUCUCCAUGCCCCUUUUAGAAGGAAUAGAGGCUUCCAUUUUUUAUUUCCGCAGUUGAGCUAAGCGCAGCUUCACUUCAGGACAGAGAAGGUGAAAAGUUCUUGUAAUUGUUGUAUUCACAAAAUUGAGCAAAUUGAUGUCAUUAAAUGAUAUAAGCUGCAGAAAUAACAGGAGUUCAAGGUUCUUUUCUUGUUCAUUUAAAA